UCUUUUUUUUAAAUUAUCUGCAACUAGUCCUUUGUUCUCUCCACCACCUUCUCUCUGUGAGUUAUAUAAACCAAGUUGUUCUACAAACAACCUUACAGUGGGAGGAGGAACAGGAGGAGGGGGAGGUGGAAAAGCAGUAGAGCUGUAGAGAUAUGGAAACAGUAGAAGACAUUGUAAUAGUUGGUGCUGGAAUUGCAGGACUCACUACAGCCCUAGGACUUCACAGGAUGGGACUGAGAAGUUUGGUGUUAGAAUCAUCAGAAAGCUUGAGGGUCACUGGGUUUGCACUUUCGACAUGGGCUAAUGCAUGGAAGGCCUUGGAUGCUGUAGGCAUAGGUGAUAUCCUAAGAGAAGAACAUGUUGAGCUUGAAGGGUUAACGGUUACAUCUACUGUUUCUGGCCUUUCUUCCUCUCUUAUGUCAUUUAAAGCCGAAAAACAUGAAGUUCGUGCUCUAAGAAGGAAACUUUUGCAAGAAACCCUUUGCAAGGAUCUACCACCAGGCACCAUUAGGUUCUCUUCCAAGCUUGUUUCGAUUGAGGAAGCGGGCAACUUAAAACUGCUACACUUGGCUGAUGGAUCCACCCUAAAGACUAAGGUAUUAAUUGGAUGCGAUGGAGUGAAUUCAAUUGUUGCAAAAUGGUUGGGUCUUGAAACGCCAGUGUUCUCUAAGAGAUGGGCAAUAAGGGGUAUAGCGGAAUACUUGGGUGGCCAUGGCCUUGAAAGCAACUUCUUUCAGUUCUUUGGCAAUGGCUCUCGCUGUGGUAUGAUUCCUUGUGAUGAGAACACUGUAUAUUGGUUUUUCACAUGGACUCCCUCUUCCCAAGAGAAAGACAUACACGAUAAGCCUGCAGCCGCGUUGAAGCAGUUUGUGUUGAGUAAUCUUGGAAAAGCACCUGAGUCACUAGUGAAUGCCAUAGAAAGCACAGACCUGAAAAGUAUUGUAGCCUCACAAUUAAGGUUCAGAAAGCCAUGGAAGGUGUUGUGGGGAAAUAUCACAAAGGGAAAUGUCUGUGUAGCUGGGGAUGCUCUCCACCCAAUGACCCCAGACAUUGGUCAAGGUGGGUGUUCAGCAUUAGAAGAUGGUGUUGUUCUGGCUAGGUGCCUUGCUGAGGCCCUGUUGGAAGAGACAAGAAAAGAAUCCAUGAAAGUAAAAGAAGAAGAAGAAGAAGAAGAGUGCAUUAGGAUAAAGAAGGGUCUGGAGAAAUUUGCCAAGGAAAGGAAAUGGAGAAGCUUUGAACUUAUAAGUACAGCUUAUGUAGUGGGCUUCUUACAACAAAGUGAUGGAAAAUUACUUACUUUCAUAAGAGAUAAGCUGUUGUCAACAUUCUUAGCUGGGAUGCUGUUGAAGAGGGCUGCUUAUGAUUGUGGCAAACUCAAAAUCUCUUAAGUAUUUUGUGCUUUGGAAGUAAUUUAUGGUUGAGAUAUGUAUUAAAUAAAAAUAAAUAAAUAAAUUGUAUCAUCCUUUUGAUUA
This is a messenger RNA of Macadamia integrifolia, 1472 nucleotides long. RefSeq names its product monooxygenase 2-like. NCBI's taxonomy places the organism in Eukaryota, Viridiplantae, Streptophyta, Magnoliopsida, Proteales, Proteaceae. Bases 153 to 1388 code for a protein of 411 amino acids. The record is from RefSeq and is a predicted model, not a curated record. Gene Ontology annotation, molecular function: FAD binding. The transcript has 6 exons.